Molecule: messenger RNA, 1521 nt
Organism: Hemisphaericaspora subhashii
Lineage: Eukaryota; Fungi; Ascomycota; Pichiomycetes; Serinales; Debaryomycetaceae
Gene: SPR1
Product: Spr1p
Exons: 1
Coding region: 1-1521 (506 amino acids)
Biological process (GO): glucan catabolic process
Cellular component (GO): extracellular region; cell surface
Molecular function (GO): glucan exo-1,3-beta-glucosidase activity
Source: RefSeq, a predicted model, not a curated record
AUGUUAAUAUUAUCAUUACUCUUGUUGUUAAAUAUACUACUGUUAUCAAAUGCUAGAGUGAACUCAGAUUCAGAUACAAUAGAUCAAGAUUAUUUAGAAAAAUCCAAAUUAAAUUUCAAUAAUGCAAAUUCAAUAUAUAAUGAUUCACUUUCAAAAAUUUAUGGAGUUAAUCUAGGAGGUUGGUUAGUCACAGAACCUUGGAUAACCCCUUCAAUAUUUGAGAAAAUUGAUUUAAUGUAUGGAAGUAUACCAUUGGAUGAAUAUAGUUUAUGUCUUUUCUUAACCCAAUCCACAUGUCGAAAAUAUCUUGAACCUCAUUGGCAAUCAUUUAUAACUGAAGAAGAUUUCCGAGAAAUUGCAACUUUGAAUUUAAAUUUAGUGAGAAUACCUAUUGGAUAUUGGGCUUUUGAUUUAUUACCUGAUGAUCCAUAUACUCAAGGACAAGAAGAAUAUCUUGAUUUAGCUAUCAAUUGGGCUCAAAAACAUAAUCUAAAAAUUCAAAUUGGUUUACAUGGAAUGCCUGGAUCACAAAAUGGAUUUGAUAAUUCUGGUUUAACUACUGCAAAUCCACAAUGGUUAGACGUUGAAGAAAAUUAUAUGUUGAGUAAAACAGUUAUCAAUUAUAUCUUUGAUAAAUAUGGAAAAAAUCCAGUGAUUCAUAGUAUACAAGUUGUUAAUGAACCUAUGGGAUUAACGUUAAAUAAAAAUAAAAUCCUUGAUUAUUAUACCUAUUGUCUCACUUUGGCUAAUGAAAAACAAAUUGAUGCAAAAGUGGUCCUACAUGACGCCUUUUUAAAUAUAGAAAGUUGGAAAGAUUUCCCCGGUGAAUUUAUAUUAGAUCAUCAUUUUUAUGAAGUAUUUACCGAUUGGCAAAUUAAAUUAGACUUGGCCGGACAUCUUCAGAAUGUCAAAAAUCUUGGUGAAAGAAUUAGUCGAAGUGGUCAUAGAAGCAUAGUUGGAGAAUUUUCCGGUGCUUUGACUGAUUGUAGCAAGUAUCUUAAUGGUAUUGGAAAAGGAAACAGAUGGGAAGGAACUUAUUUGAGUGAUCAUAAAGGAAGUUGUCUUGGUCAUGAUGAUCCUAAUAAUUCAACAUUUAAACAAGAUACUAUGAUUUUCUUGAAGGAACAGCUAUAUAUAUAUGAAGAAAAAGGAAGUGGAUGGAUUUUUUGGAGCUGGAAGACUGAGAAUUCUUUGGAUUGGGAUAUGAAACGUUUGGCAAGUUUUGGUAUGCUUCCUGACCCAUUAAUCAUGGGAAGUAAAAGUCAAGUUGCAAGUAAUGCAACACAACAAGUUGGAAAGGAAAAGCUGUUUGAAAAUAGCACCACCAUUGAACAUAGUGAUGUUCAAGUUGAUCACGAGGAUGACAACCAUGAACUAAAUGAAGAACAAGAAGAAGAAUUUGAGGAAUCAAUUGUACAUGAUAGUGGAGAGGGCGGACUAUUUGAUUAUCUCAAACAAAUGAGGACAAUUGCUUUGGGGUUUAUUAUAGCUUGUAUUUGUUUGGAUUUAGUUCAUGUGUAG